GGUCCUCCAGAGAUGUGAGGCAAGUUUUACACUUGAUCUUGUUUGCCCAAAACAAAUAACAAGCGCGCAGAAACGACGCCGAGGAUAGCUGAGGCCCAAAACGUCUGGAUUAUAUUUCACCGAGCUGAAUCCAACCGGUCCACAAAUGACCAACAGCAGAUGAACUUGAUGAGGUUCCAGUCAGCUGAUGAAAGAGGAGUGACCACUUCAUCCUCCUCUUGUUGCAUUCCAUUAUCUGACCUCUAGAGGCCAGUGAGGCUGAAGAGGUGUCCCUUCAGCCCGCCUCAUUUUGUCACCAUUUCCUCUCCGAGUUGGUCCCCCAAAAGUGUUUCAAAAGUGUUUCUCCAACGCUUUUUCCAGAAACUCAGACUGUUUUCCAAAGCAGAAGCAGCACAGCCCUCCCAGACUGAGGUGAUGGGAAGCGUGCGAGCCAGCCGCUACAGCAUUGUGUCAUCAGAGGAGGACGGCAUGAAGCUUGCCACUAUGGCAGUACCAAACGGCUACGGGAAUGGCAAGAGCAAGGUGCAAACGAGGCACCAGCCGCAAAGCAGAUUUGUAAAGAAAGACGGUCAUUGCAACGUGCAGUUCAUCAACGUGAGUGAGAAAGGUCAGCGGUACUUGGCUGACAUCUUCACUACGUGCGUGGACAUCCGCUGGAGGUGGAUGUUCAUCAUCUUCUGCCUCGCCUUUCUCCUGUCGUGGCUGUUCUUUGGCUGCAUCUUCUGGCUGGUGGCCAUCUUCCACGGGGACUUAGAAAAUAGCUCCACGAAGUGCGUCUCCAACGUGAGCAGCUUCACCGCCGCCUUCCUGUUCUCCAUUGAGACUCAAACUACUAUUGGCUACGGCUACAGAUACGUGACAGACGAGUGCCCUGUCGCUGUCUUCAUGGUGGUUUUCCAAAGCAUCGUGGGCUGCAUUAUUGAUGCCUUCAUCAUUGGCGCUGUCAUGGCAAAGAUGGCAAAACCCAAGAAGAGGAAUGAAACUUUGGUUUUUAGCCAUAAUGCCACAGUGGCCAUGAGGGACAACAAGCUCUGCCUGAUGUGGCGUGUGGGGAAUUUAAGGAAGAGCCAUCUGGUUGAGGCACAUGUGCGGGCGCAGCUUCUGAAAUCCCGGACAACAGCAGAGGGGGAGUACAUCCCCCUCGACCAGAUGGACAUAGAUGUGGGCUUCGACAGCGGAGUCGACCGCAUCUUCCUGGUCUCCCCCAUCACCAUCGUCCACGAGAUCGACGAGGACAGCCCCUUCUACGACAUGAGCAAACAGGACCUGGAGAACUCAGAGUUUGAAAUUGUGGUCAUCCUGGAGGGCAUGGUCGAGGCAACCGCAAUGACCACGCAGUGCCGCAGCUCCUACGUCGCCGGCGAGAUCCUCUGGGGCCAUCGGUUUGAGCCUGUGCUAUUCGAGGAGAAGAACUACUAUAAGGUGGACUACUCCCGCUUCCAUAAGACAUACGAGGUGCCGAGCACCCCUCUGUGCAGCGCCAGAGACUUUGCAGAGAAAAAAUACAUUAUUUCAAACUCCAACUCCUUCUGCUAUGAAAAUGAGAUGGCGCUGGAGAACAAAGAGGACACGGACGAGGGGAACGGGGGCAGCGUUGGGCCAGACGGCACCCAGACAGACAACAUCUCCGAGACUGAACACAGCCAAGCCACGGUGCCGCUGGAGCCCCGGCCUCUGAGACGAGAAUCAGAAAUAUGACUGUUCGGACCUCAUGUGAGGGAUUCUCUAAAAUCACCUCUCUGCUCUGAAAGGCAGCCGAGCUGGGCCUUGGGUGGAGGACAAGCCACACGGUACUGCUGUGGGAAGCAGCAAAGUUUAGGACUUUGUGUGUAAGAGUCUGCUUGAACUUUGACUACAUACAGUAUGACAAAACACAGCAUUAUGAACCAUGUGCAUAUUGCAGGAAGAAUUCUCCAUGAAGUCCCCAUGAAUGUGUGCUCAGUGUCUGAUGACUGCAAGAUGACAGAGAGGAGGUUGAUUUAAUGACUUGAAAAUCGCAGGCAUGUCUCAGUUUCUCUGUCCGGCAUGAACAAGACGCUUUUAGAAAGGUGGUUUUUAUAGUUAGAAUAUGUUCUCAAGUGCUGCUAGAAAAUAGUGGAAGUUCAACUUUGUGCCUUCUCUUGGAACCAAAGAGUACACGAAAGGUAGAUGUCUGGAGGUGAAGGUACAUGUAGAGUCAUUGCUCACGAGCUGGUCUCAUAGCAGACAUCAUAGAAGUCUAAAUAAACUGCACCAAAAACUUUCUGUAUGCAACAAAGUAGAAGACUUUAGUGAUUUCCUCUGACUUGACCGCACUGAUUUUCUGCUUUAUCCUUUGCCGUUAUUGAUCUGAGAGACUGUUCAUUGCUGGUCAGACUGAUAGAAACAUGCCUGCUCAUGUCAAGAGAUGGAGCAGGGUAGUAUUAACUGCAUCAAACUAACAGAAAAAUCAUUAAUUUAAACAGAGACCGGGGUGAUAUGAGAAUCUGAAUGUUCUUAAAAGUGCUGCUAUGAUGUUGCUUAUUUUUUCUUUUCUUUUUUACAUUUGAUAAAAAAUACCAAAGAGUAUUAUUAUCAUAGUUAUGUGUUUCUUAAAAACAACACCUGCUUAGAUUUGGUACAGUAGUAGAACGUUUAGGAAGUUUUACUAGGGUUUGUUUUUCAAGAAUGUGUGUACAUUUCCUUUUUCUUUUUUACGUCGAUCAUUUUUAUCUUGAGCCACUACAUUAAGCCUUAAUCUGGAAAGUCUAAAAGGGGAAGUGAAGAUUUAAAAAUCAACCAAAAGUGGCAGAGGACAGUAAACAGGAAUCACAAGUUCUAUAGUGUUUGAUAAACUACAACAAUAACUCACUGAUGUUUGAAGGAUUUUAUUAGUCAAAUUGAACCAAAACAUUUAUUUUAAAGCCAAACUUGCUUUAAAAGGGUAGAAAAUAUGAAGUGAAAUGAGAUUAAAUAACUUCUUUGUGAACUCUGUCUCCUUUCUAAUGUCUGAAUUUGAUACAGUGUUAUGAUUGGAUAUUGUAAAUAUCAAAUCUCCAAGUAAAACAUUUUUUAAUGCCACAUUCCCUUUUUGCUGUACGCAGACUACAGAUCAGCCUACAUUAUUACAAAACACAGCUUGAGUUUUCAUUCUCUGUUGUAUUGCUUUUGUUUUAUUUGAGAAUGUAAGAUUAGGAAAACGCGUAGUUCAAAGCAAAAUGUACUGUAACCCCAGCAUAUGAAGGUGUACUGCACAAGAGUUUGCAUCAAUACAAAAAUUUAUAUCGUAUCUUUUUUUUCUUUUCUUUUUUUAACCUUGACUGAAGCCACUGGGCUCAAUACAUCUUACAUGUGUAAAUACCUCCCUUCCUGUUGCAGUUAUUUUGUAUCAGUCUUCCAAAUGUACUGCAAAACCACGGAAUGUACAGAUUUUUGUAUUAAUAUUAUUAUUAUUAUUAUUAUUAUUAUUAUUAUUAUUAUUGUACAUGAUAUAUUGUUCUUUUUUCAAUAAAAUGUCAGUGGACAAUCAGAA
Molecule: messenger RNA, 3490 nt
Organism: Cottoperca gobio
Lineage: Eukaryota; Metazoa; Chordata; Actinopteri; Perciformes; Bovichtidae
Gene: kcnj2a
Product: potassium inwardly rectifying channel subfamily J member 2a
Exons: 2
Coding region: 415-1698 (427 amino acids)
Biological process (GO): potassium ion import across plasma membrane; regulation of monoatomic ion transmembrane transport
Cellular component (GO): plasma membrane
Molecular function (GO): inward rectifier potassium channel activity
Source: RefSeq, a predicted model, not a curated record